CUAAAGAUACUGCCAUUGAAAUCUGUGGCAAAAUUACAUUUCUGCCUGUUGUAUUAGACUGUGACUGACCAAGCUCUUGCACUUCAUCAGUCCUGGCAGGAAUGUGCUCUAAAUCCCAGGAUCCUGAAACAGACCCCAAUGUAAGCAUCUGUUCUGGCAUAUGCUCCAAACAGCAGAGAGAGAGGAACAGCACAAGAACAGAGUAAGAGAGGCCCACUGCUUCAUUCUCACUUGCGUUCUAAUUCCAUUGCGUAGCUGCUCCUUCCCUGCUAAGAGUGAAACAGUAGCAUCUAAAUUAUUUCUUGAUUGUAAUGCCCUUUUUCCCAAUGUCUUCUUUCCCACUUGCAAUAGGAAUGUAUAUUGUGAAAUGGCCACGUGUAUGACAUCAAACUCUGGGAAGAUCAAUAAGUUGAAGUUGUACGUUAAUUUUUAAGCCAAAUCUUGCUUGUCUUAGGUGGCAUUGUGAAGCUGUAAGGCUGAACCUGUGAAUAUGAUGAGCAGGAUUUGAUCCAAUCACACAAAGAAAGCCAUGAACAGCUGCAACUGCUUUUAAAGCAGUCACAACUACAGCUCUUCUGCUUCUGGUCCAUUCAAAGUGGCCCCUUCCUCAUUUGCUCUCCUUCAAGUGCAGCACUUUGUUGUUUCUUUCCUUCUGGAAACUAAAGAGUGAAAGACUAUUUUGGAUAGCAUUAAUUUAAAAAAAUGGAAAUAAAGACAUUUUAAUUGCAUGGGAUUUCUAAAUAGGGUUUCAAAGUGGGGGUAAAAAAAACAUAGCUGUGUGCCUGGUACACAGAGAGCCCUUUCUCUUCCCCUUUGUGGCAGAGGAAUCAAUGGAAUUCAUAUAAAAGAAGGAGGGGGGUGGGAAGAGAGAUAGGAGAUGCCUUGCUCGGUACCAGCAGGUCACAAGCCUCAUGAGGCUCGAGCAGGGCUUGCGAGGAAGUUGCUGACUCUAUGUCCAUGUGUACCUUUUUGUUCCUUGCCUUGGAUUUGCUGGUCAGUGGCAUGCUGCUUUGCCUGGCUCUCCAUAGAGCUUGUAGCCUACAGGAAUUUGGACAGAGUGGUACAGACAUCGCCGACAGAGACUCUGAUCACUGACUAUCCCUUUAAAUAUAGUCUCAUGACUUGGUCUUUGCUCCACUACCUAUUAAAGAAGGAGACAAGACGUUCAUAGGCAGCUUCCAUUCAGGCACCCCGAAGGACACAGAAAGGCAAGACAAUUUAACAGAGCUAACUGUAUUAGCUGGUGGAGACUGUUCCCAGCUCAUCUUCAUGUUGCCCAUUUUAUUCUCUGCAUUUAUCCUGUCUGCUUGCCGCAUAACCAAAGGGAACUGCAUCUCCUAUGAUGAGCUGAGAGAGCAGAAGACUGAAUUUGCCAUCAGUCUCUACAGGCAGGUGUCUGAAGCAGAGAACAGGACCAAUCUGGUAGUCUCUCCAGCAAGUGUGGCUGUUUCUUUGGAGCUGCUGCAGUUUGGAGCUCAAGGAAAUACCCUUAUGGAGCUGCAAGAUGCCCUAGGAUACAGCAUUCAUGAUCAAAGCGUGCAGGAUUUCAUGCGCACGGGGGAUGAAGCAGUGACUGACUCCAGCCAAGGCACAGUGGUCCAGCUGGGAUGUUCCCUCUUUGUGGACGCAGGUGUGCAGCUCUCGCCCGACUUCACCGAGCGUGCCACGAGCUGGGCCAACAGCAGCCUGCUCCAAACCAACUUCACCAACCCAAACAGCACCCACAUACAGGAAUGGAUCACCACCGACCUUGCAGAUGUGGAUAUGCAUGGGAUGACACCGGAGAGCACUGGGUCACCGCUCAGCCAGGUCACCCUGGUGAGCACCCUGUACUUCAGAAGCAUGUGGCAAAAAAAGUUUUCCUUCAUGGAUUCCCAGAUGUUGCCUUUUACGAUAUCAGAGGGCUCAACCCUGAAAGUGCCUACCAUGCACCACACAGCUGAAGUUAACUACGGCCAGUUCCAGACUGCAGCUCUGGAGGCUUUCAGCGUGGUCGAGUUACCCUACCUGGGGGAGAAACUCAGCAUGUUCCUGGUGCUUCCCAGCCACAAAAGAACACCUUUGUCCCAGAUUGAGUCUCACCUUUCUGCCAAAACCAUAACCCUCUGGGCCAACAGCUUGAAGAGAACAAAGAUGGACAUAUUUCUGCCUAGGUUCAGUAUUCAAAGCCUUUUUGACCUAAAGACAGUUCUUUCUGCCUUGGGAAUUAGAGAUGCAUUUGAUCCCAUCACUGCUAAUUUCAAAGGCAUUUCAGAGCAAGAUAGUCUUUAUAUUUCAGAAGCUAUUCACAAAGCAGAGAUUGAAGUAACAGAAGAUGGUACAAAGGCAUCAGGAGCUACAGCAAUGGUCUUACUGAAAAGAUCUCGAACACCUAUUUUCAAAGCAGAUCGACCUUUCACAUUUUUCCUGAGACAAGCUAAGACAGGUUCGGUACUUUUUAUAGGAAGAGUUACAAAUCCUUCACAAUAAGCACUAAAUGCAUACCCUGACUUCUGCUCCUCCUAUGAUGAGCUUUCCUCCAAUGAAAUUAAAGGCUACAUUGUAUUUAUUAAAACACAAUUUUAAACAAAAAUUUAAAACACAAUUUUUUCACUUUUCCAAGAAUCUCCACUACCUUAUUACAUUGUUGAAAUUUAGAGCUGUCUACGAAUCAUCAGCACCACAACUACAGCAAAGACAGUAUCCAAAUAAACAUUUACAAAAAAAAAAAAAAAAAAA
Taeniopygia guttata (zebra finch) is the source of this 2718-nucleotide messenger RNA. The record is from RefSeq and is a predicted model, not a curated record. Lineage: Eukaryota; Metazoa; Chordata; Aves; Passeriformes; Estrildidae.